This is a messenger RNA of Guillardia theta CCMP2712, 610 nucleotides long. RefSeq lists its product as hypothetical. Lineage: Eukaryota; Cryptophyceae; Pyrenomonadales; Geminigeraceae. Bases 10 to 468 code for a protein of 152 amino acids. The transcript is spliced from 5 exons. The record is from RefSeq and is a predicted model, not a curated record.
AUCGAGCACAUGGCGGAGGAAGCGGAGGCGGCAAAGUAUGGCGCCUUCCUGUUCGACAAUGGUGCAAGAUACGAGGGAUCGUAUAUCAUGAAGGACGAGCAAACAGAAGGUGAAGCGGAGCCAACAAAGGUGAUGGUGAGGAACGGAGUUGGCAUAUACAAGCUUGAUGGCAACAUCUACGAGGGAGAAUGGGUUGCAGACAAGAUGCAUGGCCACGGGGUGUUCAAGUUCAUGGAUGGAAGCAAGUAUGAUGGGGACUGGGUAGACAACGAGUUCCAUGGUCAGGGGAAGUAUCAGUGGUCGACAGGAGCAUACUACAUGGGAGCUUGGGAGAAGAACAGGAUGCACGGACAAGGCACUUUCGUUGAUGACACAGGGAGGGAAUGGAAGGGGAAGUUCUUCAACGGACAAGGGCCGGGCCUGCACACUCUGCCGAAGCCGAAGCAGCAGGCAGUGAACGGAAGUUGAGGAGAGGGUUGGAAGGUCGAGGAAGGGAAUCGACAUGCUUUCGGGAGAGGAGAUAGGAGGAAAGAGUGGAGGGUAAAUGGAGGACGUGGAGAUAUCGAGUGAUGAAUGCAAGGAGGAGGGGGGUAUGAAAAACACAUACUGU